ACAAGAUCCAACAAAUAAUAUGAAACAAGUUAACUAAAAACCUUACCAAGAAGUGAUGGAGGGGUGAUUUUAUUUAUGAAUAAAAACAUGAUAGUCAACCGUCUGAAGUCUCCCCAGUGUUGGGGAUGCAAAAGGAGCGGCGAUGGGGCUCUCUUCGCCUUACCAGAUUGUAUCAUCUUGCCUUAAAUUCGGGUUUUUCCUUUGUCGUUUUUGAAUUGUUGUUAUACUUGGAGUUGUGGAAGGGAGUUCCCUAGUAGGAUUUGUUAUGUCUCUGUUCACUGUGCCUUGGAUGAGUUCCUUCAAACCAGCGCAUGCGCUUGGGAUAGUUGUUGUUGCAGUGGCAGUAGGGUGAGUUAGGAUAGCGGUAGAACCCCAAUUCUCUUCUUGGGGAUUCCUCUUCAUUUCUUGAGAAUCUGCGUGUUGCAUAUCUUGAUAAUCCGGAUGAAAAUUUACCAAAUUGAUGGUGAAAUUUCAAUGAGAGAAGCAGUAGCACUGGGCAUUGGCGCUAGAGAGCUAUUGUCAAUUGAGAGGGAAUGUGUAGCCUUUGUUGUGGAUGUUUUAGAGGAAACUGGGAUAUCAGGGAGUUCAAGAUGUGAGUAUAUUCCUCUGCACACUUCGCCCUAAAUUUGGUUUCUUAUGAAGUAUGCAUCCCAGCCCUCCGUCCAAGCUUUCCAGAUCCGAGAUAAAGGGAAAACUCCUACAUUCUCAAAGACAGUUACAGCAAGCGGCACUUUUAGAUAAUAUUUUGGAAGAAUAUAUUGGAUUUGAUGAAGAGAUAGUUGGUCUUGCUCAACGCGUAAAGCAAGUUCUUCAAAAAUCACAUGAGAUGCAAAGCAAUGUGGAGUCUCAUAUAAGGGAAAGAAUGAAAAGAUAUGGUAAUGAAACUAAGUUUGUUGUAAAAAUGCUUGCUGAUGAAGUUGUCAAGGGCUUCCCAGAAAUUGAGUUAAAGUGGAUGUUUGUAAACAAAGAGGUUGUUGUUCCAAUGGCAGUUGCCAUUCACUUAUAUAUCAUGGCUGGAAGAAAUGGAGUAAGGAAGUCAAAAGAGACCUCAAAAGAAAGUUGAUGGAAGAUGUUGACUUUGGUAAAAAAUAUGUUGCUGAAAGGCAGAUGUACCCCAUGUGGCUAUGCCCACACAGAAUUUACACGCUCCUGUUGAGAACCAUGAUAUAUACGGAACCUGGAUUUGAGUUGCACAAAAGGCAAGGAGACACGAGCUAUGCCCAAAUGUACACUGAUAUUGGAGUGUACUAAGCACCUGGCCGGCUGGCCAUGUCCUUAGGGGUGACGUCUUUGACGGUUCAUUGGCAGUGUGGCUUUUAGAGAAUCAGUUGAUUGAGAACCACAGGUUCCAACCACAAUAUGGAGUGUCUGAGUUGUCGGAAAAGAGCUUCUGGAGGAUGUUUGAUGAUGGGCUCUAUUUUGAGAGAAAGUUUUGUGGGAAGUGAAGUGAGUUGGAU
This is a messenger RNA of Cuscuta europaea, 1457 nucleotides long. The record is from the annotation of a GenBank genome assembly. Lineage: Eukaryota; Viridiplantae; Streptophyta; Magnoliopsida; Solanales; Convolvulaceae.